CAGCAGACGAGGAGAAGGACACAAGCCUCAUCUUGCCAUCAGCAUCCAUUCAGCCCCGCAUCGCCUCUAAAUUGCGUCGCGCUACAGAACAAAUCUACUGCAAAACAAGAGACAAAUUCAGAAACCCCGAGGCUUGAUUUCAGGCCCACCCAUCCGCAGAGCAGCAUGACUAAAGAGGAGAGCGGCGAGGUGGACGAGGCCCAGCCGGCCUCCGAGUUCACCAGCCCCGUCCACGAGCCCCGCAGAAGGCCCAUGGUGCACCCCUCCGCACAGGCCCCCCUCCCCAAAGACUACGCAUUCACGUUCUUUGACCCGAAUGACCCGGCCUGCCUGGAGAUUCUGACGGACCCGCGCACUACCAUCCCAGAGCUGUUUGCCAUCAUCCGCCAGUGGGUUCCACAGGUGCAACACAAGAUCGACAUCAUCGGAAACGAGAUUUUGAAGCGUGGUUGUCAUGUGAAUGACCGUGAUGGGCUGACGGACAUGACUCUGCUGCACUACAGCUGCAAGGCUGGAGCCCAUGGUGUUGGCGACCCUGCCUCGGCCCAGCGUCUGGUGAACCAGCUGAUCUCCCUGGGUGCGGACGUGAGCCUACGCAGCCGCUGGACAAACAUGAACGCGCUUCACUACGCAGCUUACUUCGACGUGCCCGAGCUCAUCAGAAUACUGCUCAAGGCCUGCAAGCCCAGAGUGCUGAAUUCCACCUGCAGUGAUUUCCACUAUGGUACGGCUUUGCAUAUCGCCGCCUCCAACCUGUGUCUGGGAGCCGUCAAGUGUCUGCUGGAGCAUGGGGCCAACCCCACUGUCAGGAACGAUAAGGGUCAGGGCCCGUCGGACGUGGUGCCAGACCCGAUGGACAUGAGCCUGGACAAGGCGGAGGCGGCCAUGGUGGCCAAGGAGCUGAAGCAGCUGCUACUGGACGCCGUGCCGCUCAGCUGCAACCUGCCGCGCGCCACACUGCCCAACUACGACAACAUCCCCGGCAACCUCAUGCUCUCAUCCAUCGGACUCAAGCUCGGCGACCGCGUCCUGCUGGAUGACAUGAAGUUACCCCAAAAGACAAACAGCAGUGAUGUCACCGACCCACUGCAACAGCCCAAACAGACUGGCACCCUGCGGUUCUGUGGUACCACUGAGUUUGCGAGUGGGCAGUGGGUGGGUGUGGAGCUGGACGAAGCCGAGGGGAAGAACGAUGGCAGCGUUGGAGGGGUCCGCUACUUCAUCUGCCCCCCCAAAAUGGGACUUUUUGCCCCUGUCUCCAAGAUCACCAAGUUAUCCGACCAGACCCCCUCCUCCAUCACCUCCACCCCUAAGACCCCGCGCAUGGACUUCUCCCGCGUCACAGGGAAGAUGAAGAAGGAGAAGAAGGAGAAGGAGAAAGAGAGAGAGAGAGAGAAAGCCUUGAGGAAGAAGUCCUUGUCCAUGGCCAGUCUGGACCCUGAUGGGGUGAGGGUGGACUUGGGAGACCAGGUGCUGGUGGCUGGACAGAAGAAGGGAACCAUCCGCUUCUACGGAAAGACAGACUUCGCCCCAGGUUACUGGUUUGGCAUCGAGCUGGAACAGCCGACGGGGAAGCAUGACGGCUCAGUGUUCGGGGUGCGCUACUUCAGCUGCUUACCGAAAUACGGCGUCUUCGCACCUCCCUCCCGUGUGCAGAGACUCGGGGGCCCAAAGGAGUCCCAGGGAGACGGCACUCUUGUGAAGAAAGUCCAUCAAGUGACAAGUAAGUCUGAGACAUUGUCCCAGCCCAAGCGUCACUUCAAUGCGGUUAGGUCUCCCAAAGACAUCACAUCAGAGAGCUCCAUAUCCAGGUUGCUUUUCUGCUGCUGGUUUCCAUGGAUGCUGCGUGCAGAGAUGCAGUCCUAAACCAUCUCUUCUCUCUUCUCCUCCCUCCCUCCCUUUCACGAUAAACCAACUCUUCUCUCUCUCUCUCCCUAUCACCACAGUCUGUGCAUCUAUCUAUCAAUCUGUCUAUCAUCUAUCUAUCUAUCUAUCAGUGCUUCUUAUUCUAUCCACCCCUAGUCUCUCGUUCCCUCUUCUCCCCUGGACUGUCUACCUGUUGGUGUUCUGCCACCUUUGAUUUCUGCUUUGAUCUGAAAACCAAUCAAACUGUUGUGGAUAUAACUGCAGUGUUCCCUCCCCCCCUCCUGUCCCUCGAUUGCAAUUCAAUAGCAAAAACUAGUGCCUUGUAUAUUAACUAACAUCCUGCAUUCCGUUUAUUAAACUAAUAAAACGAACAAACAAUACUUAAAAACAGACUUGAAAGAUGCAAACCUUGGAAAAUAAGAACCUUACAAAAGCCAUUUGUUUCUAAGUGACUCCAGCGUGAAAUCUUAAAGCCUUCUGAUCAUUGACUUGGGUUGCUUUGGGCUUAACUGCUGGAAAAGCUCUCUUUUAGUAGUUGCCAAAAACCACCUAAAGAACUUAGACCACCAAAAUAUGCUAUUAGCCAAUCAGAUCUUCUGUGAGGAUAUACCUCCAACUUGCCUAGGCUCUCUCACAUCCCCCUCCUGUGGGAUUCUGACCAUGACUACGCUAAAAUAUCAGCUGGACUUGGAAGCGAUCUGGUACCGAUCUGGUACAGGUCAGCCGGACCUCAGUCAGACAAGAGCCGGGUCAGGGCAAGAAACCGUUCUGGACUCAGACGGUGUCUGAGUGUAUGUGUAGACUAAGAUCUGCUAAAUGCCUGCCUGCUCCCUCUGCUUCCUGUUUAGAGUCUUCAGUGCAGCGCUGACAGUGUCCUUCCAUAGUUCCACCAUUUUAGUAUCAGACUGGUGUCUCCAGCUACCUUCUCUCUGAUUGGUUGUGUGCUCAGAACAAACAACUCAAGCUAAGGAAACUCUUUAUCUUUUGUGUCAGCAUUAUUAGAAUUUUCGAUUUGUGAGAUGUAAUAUUAUGAACCUAAGAGGCAUCGUAGAAUAUAAUCUACUCAAUAAUUAGCAUGCCGCGUAUAUGGGCAGGGAUUCAAAUAACAUGGAUUAAACUAUCUAAGACUAUACAGGGUUUUUAACACGACUCACUGCUGCCCUCUGCUGGUGUAACAGUGAGCAUGCAUGGAGUGUGCUGUGUAGUGCAUCUCUGCAUCCCUGUGUGCAACUUCUUGUGUGUGGGAAUGCGCCAGCCUGGACUUACAGUAUGUAGCAUACACACAGCAUACAUGAUAGACAAAACUCAGCUUCAGGCCUCUUCCUGGAAGGCUUUAAGCCACUUAAUUGCUUCUUCGUCCUUGUUAAAGAAACACUGGUAGAGACCCUCAAUUUUUAUAUUCUUAAGCUCCCUUACUGGAAGCAGGUUGAGCUGGAAUCAUUAGCAAAAACAGGGUGAGUUGUUUUUGAGGAGUGUAAAGGACUGAGCUUUGUUGAGCAGAGCUUGAGGGAUGGGGCCUUUUUAACUCCUUAAACCCCAGUUUUAGCCAAAACGUGGGGAAGGGGGAUUUCCUAGAGGACCCUGUAUCAGAGAGUCACAUGUUCCAAAUGCUGCUCUGCUCUCCUCCUUAUGGAUGACACCCUGACAAUCUCACAGUCACAGUCAGAAAAGCACCUGAGCUGGUGGGACCUUGUACAAGUGAACGAGGGAGCAUAGUUCUGUCCUAGACGCGCCCGCUACCACCACGCAUGAUCACCGUGUGCCAAGGUAGACGUUGGUGCAGUGGUGCUGUGUGUGAUGUGCGUCAGCCGUUAGCGUUCAGAGCCCAUGGCAGUGGGGAGAUGCUGUGUGAAAACGUCAGGAAUGCCUGCUAGUGCUAACGCAUCGCAGUUGAUGUUAGUGUCUCAACCUCAAGACCCGCUCACCCCACCCCCUCUCUCUCUCUCACUUCCUCUGCCUCCUGCCUGCCUAUCUGUCUGUCACACUUAGGUUUAACGAGAGUGUGUAUGUGAGUGUGUGUGUGUGUGUGUGUGUGUGUGUGUGUGUGUGUGUGUGUGCCUCUUCAAGACAAAAAAACAAAGUGGACAAAAAUAAGCGACAGUCCAUAGACUUCAAUAGGUCCGUGCUUAAUGUCUAACUCAACGAGUAUGUUGACACUGACGAUAUUUAAUCUGUGUUAUCUUGCUACGUGACUCUGGAUAGUGUUGUUUUUUUCCACUCUCUAUAUUAAAACAUACUAAUGGUACUUCUGCGACCUGAAGAGAAAGCACAUCGAGAGGGGGUGUAAACACUCCGGAAAUCUCUUUAAUAACACACGUGUCGUGAUCAUAUCCUGUCAACAACAACACUGAGAAACUGCAAAAAAAGAGUCAUGGACCACUACAUCUGACAGCUGACUGAUGUCUAGAUAGUCACAUAUGUGGCCUCAAUCGCUGUGCCACAACCUUCAUAGUUCAUUCACCUUUUAAAUUUUGAGGGUUUUUUUUUUUUUUUUACUCCUUGUGGAGUUCUGGUUGUAUAGAUGUGUGAAAUCUGAAAUAAUCACUUUAUUCUGGUUAGAAUUGUGUGGCACCAAAACAUUGACCACCAAACACCAUACAACUCCUGUUUUUUUGGUCAUUCUUAUUUUUUGUAGUGCUUGAAAUUGUCAUAUAAGAGGUCCUGGAAUAUUAUUUAUGAAUGUUUUAGAUGGAUAAUGUAAGAUGCUGUAUACUUUUUACUGUUCAAUGACAAAGUAGUCUGUUCAUGUGUCAAGAGUUUGUAUUGCAGCGACAUUCCAGGUCUGCAGGAUGUCAACGGAUUAAAUAGCUGUGAAGUUGUUCACUAUUGAAGCAAGUUUGUUUUACAAACAACUUCCUUGUCACUUCAUCCUUAUCCCCUGGAAAUAAUGAAACGUUUUAACGUCGUUACACUGUAAAUCGCGCAUCUCAUUCAGCUGUGAAGUUGGUCAACCAUUGCUUUUCAACUUUUCGUUUUUGUCUUGUCUGAAAAAGAUAUAUUUUAAUCAUUUGAGGACAAACUUUUUUACGUGUUUAUGUUAAACCGGUUACGAUAUCCAAAUCGAUGUUUUGUGUCUCAAUGAUUUCAGAUAUGUGGGAAAUGUUAAAGCUGGAUUAGUUACCGGUGUCAUAAACUAAUGCAUGCUCUCUCUCUCCCUCUCUUUCAUGAUAUAUCUUUUUCCAACUGUGUACCAGCAUGGAAAUGCUUAUAAUUAAUAUACUGACCGUGGACACUAAUAAAAGUUUGAUGUUUUUUUAAAACAA
This is a messenger RNA of Alosa alosa (allis shad), 5129 nucleotides long. RefSeq names its product CAP-GLY domain containing linker protein 3 (gene clip3). Gene Ontology annotation, molecular function: microtubule plus-end binding. The coding region runs from base 166 to 1866 and encodes 566 amino acids. NCBI's taxonomy places the organism in Eukaryota, Metazoa, Chordata, Actinopteri, Clupeiformes, Clupeidae. Gene Ontology annotation, biological process: cytoplasmic microtubule organization. The transcript is spliced from 15 exons. The record is from RefSeq and is a predicted model, not a curated record. Gene Ontology annotation, cellular component: nucleus; cytoplasm; microtubule plus-end.